Molecule: messenger RNA, 1018 nt
Organism: Phytomonas sp. Hart1
Lineage: Eukaryota; Euglenozoa; Kinetoplastea; Trypanosomatida; Trypanosomatidae
Source: the annotation of a GenBank genome assembly
GUUCUCAUUGGUUCCAAGUUCGUCAAGGUGAAAAAAAUUUUCACGUGUCAUAGUUGAAUACAUAAGCGUAUUUAGUUCUGACAUUUUUUUCUACUAUAAUACGGAUUUACAUCAUGUACAAAGCUCACAGCAAGGAUAUUAAUCGAAACAAGAGUUUCCACCCAGUCACCUUCAGUAAUCUUCGUAAAGUUGAGAAGCUCAAAGAAAAGGCAGCUGAAAAGGAACAAGUCCACAACGAAAGAACCAAUGAGCUAUACCAUGAUCAAGAAAAGCGACGCUAUGAUGAACUGGUGCUGAACUCAUCUCUUUCUCUGGGUGCAGGGGUUGAAGGGAGGCUUCAAGGUAUGGGACUUGCGCAUUCACUUCAGGUUCGUAAGGUGUUUGAUGCGGAAUAUAAGCGCGAGAGCGAAAGCAAAAGCAUACCGCACCACAGUGAAGAAAAAGGGCCCGUCGAGCAGACUUUUAACAGUGCUUAUGAAUCCCAAGCGAUUAAAAGUGUAAACCGUGGUGAUUUUUUGAGCAAAUUUCGUCAGAAUGUUGGCUUUGAAGGGACUGAAGCAGUGGGAACGCCGGCAAAACAGACGGAGGGUAAUCAAGAGGGACACCAAAAGUUAGCCGAUCGUAAGCGUCAGCGUGAUGACGAGGAUCAUUCUAAAAACGAACCCCUGUCUUGCACCGGCCUUGUAACCUCUUCUGAGGUCUUUAGAAUAAAAAAGGAAAGAGAUUUGCUUCAGAAACAGCGCUUGGAUCCGAAACUUCGCGUGGUUGCAUAUCAAAACAAAACAUUAUCUGAAGCUGCACGUUUGAGAAAUCGGCAAAGCGAACUUAUGCAGAACGGAAAGGAAUCUUUAAAGGACUUAGAGGAAAGCAACAACGCCAACUACACUAAAUCAAAAGAACGGGAUGCCAUUGAGGAGCGUAUUCGUAGUAUCUUGAAGAUGAAGAAAUCAUAACAAUGUGCUUUGGAACUGAUAUUGUUUACAUUUCCUUGAAUUGCUUGUGACGAAUAAAUCAGACA